UCAAGACAGGAAGUAAAUAAAGGACCGUAAGUGACGUCGGUGUGUUCCCGCCUGAAACGGAGGCAAAAUAGCUAUCGAAUAGAUAGCAACAUACAUUGGACAAUGGAUGACCUUUCUUUGGAUAAUAUUGAUGAAUUUGUCAACGACCAGAAUAAAAUCGUGACAUACAAAUGGCUGAGUCUCACUCUUGGGGUCCAUGUCAACUUAGCCAAGCAAUUGCUAUAUCAUUACCUGGACCGCAAGAGGAACGAAAGCUCAGCUCUGCUCCAUGCUACCUACCUUGUGUCUGGCAAGUUUGUCAAGAAUGAUACCACGUGUCACAAGGUGUCAUCAGUGCAAGAGGAUCAGUUGGAGGAUGUGAAGUCGAAGCAGAGCCUGACCGUCAGUGUACAUGGUCCCCUGUACAGUGUUCAGACGGCAGUGCUGAAAGACAGUGGUCCCCUGUACAGUGCGGAUUAUGAUGCUGUGAAAGAGAACCUAAGGAACUGCAGCAGGUACAGUGCAAUUCACUGUGCUGAUGCAGUACCCAUGUCCUCGACAGAGGUGCAGCAGGCUCAUGAGAUGACACAGGCCCCACCGCCAGAAACGUUGCACACCAAAUCUGGCAUCAAUGGUCAUUCUAGUCUGGCCUCUAAACCCACCUCCAAGCAGUCCAAAGGCGUUAUGGGAAUGUUUGCAAACAAGAAUGUCUCCAAGAAUCAAGAGUCAAGCAAAGAAGUGGAUGAGAAGCCCUCAAGCCCAGUCCCUAAAGCAGAGACUCCUGUCAAGGAGGAACUACCAAAAGGUGCUGUGGUUGAGAAAGAUAUUAGUAGUAAGAGCAAGCGUCUUGACCAUUCCGAUAGUGAAGAGAAGAAGAACAAGCGUCGGAGGAUAAAGAAGCCCCAGUCAGACAGUACUGAUGAUGAAGUUAUUCCAGAUUCUCCUCCAAGGUUGCAAGACCAGAGGGGCCCAUCACCAAGCCUUCUGAAUCAAGAGCUUUCGGAUUGUAAGACGAGGAAGAGGAGACCUGUCUUGAAGCCGCGCACCUUUUUGGAUGAGGGGUGCAUUGUGACUGAGAAAGGCUAUGAGAUUGAAUCCUACUCUGAGACGGAGGAUGACUUUAAGGCAAGUAAACCAUCCCAGAUGAAUCCAGACCUACCAAAACCAUCAACUGGCAAGAAAGGGGAGGAGAAGAGAAGGAAGAAUGUUGCAGCCUCUAAUAAAUCAACUAAGCAGGCUUCUAUUAUGGGAUUCUUUCAAAAGAAAUGACCGACAUACUCGCAAUGUACUGAACACUGAGAAGAUUAACAUCCAUUUUGAGGGACUUGAGGCCCAGGUGGAGAGAAUAUAGACUGACGCACAUUAUCAAAUGUCCCGGCAACAUUUGGAAGAAUGCUGUCAUUUUUUUCCUAUUUAAAUUUUUUUUUGAAUAUAUUUCCACAUUACUGUAUAUGAUAAAGUGGCAUAAAUAUAUCCACAACACAUUGUAAAGUACCGUCAGAGCUAGUUGACCAUUGCCAUGUUAUUGUAGCAUUUAUUUUGUGGGUUUGAAAUUGGUUACAAUUCUGCAAGUAUUGAAGGGUUCAUACUGUGGGGAACCAGAACAGAUUCUGAACAGCCGCAGUACGGCACUCUCUUUCCAGCGGGACUAUACAUUUGGGUGAGGUUUUUUUCUCACCUGACCAUCAUUUUCACUUGUCUGACCUCUUGCAUGAUGAGUUUCUUACACGACUGGCCUAUUUGGGUGAUGUUUUUUCUUGCCUGAAUGAUCUGAAUCUAGGAUUACAGGGACUCUCCACAACUAUAUUCAAUGUGCAGGACAAAAUUGAGGCUAUGAUUAAGAAGUUGCAGCUCUUUGUCUCCAUUAACAAGGACAACACCCAGGUCUUUACAUCAAUGUAUGAUAUUUUGUGUGCAAAUGAACUCAAGCUUAAGGACAAUGUCAAAUGUGAUAUAACGAAGCACCUGAGUAAGUUGGGUGUGCAAUUACGGAGGUACUUUUCCGAAGCGGAUGACACAAACAACUUGAUUGGUUAUCCCUUUCAUACCCUGCCUCCAGUCCACUUACCGAUAUCUGAACAAGAGACCCUCAUUGAAAUUGCAACAAGCGGUUCUGUGAAAAUAGAUUUUUAUCAGAAGCCAAUGGCAGAUUUCUGGAUUGGGCUGCGCUCAGAGUAUCCUGCCUUGGCAAAUAGCGCUUUUAAGACACUGAUGCCCUUUGCAACCACGUACCUAUGUGAGAGUGGAUUCUCGGCCCUCACUAGCAUGAAAACCAAGUACAGGCACAGACUGUGGAAAAUGAUUUAAGACUGAGACUCUCCAAUACAACCCAACAUUGCAGAGUUAUGUGCAUCCUUUCAAGCACACCCUUCUCAUUAACCUGUGGUGAGUUAUUCACAAUUUUCGAUUAAAAAAUAAGGUUUUAUAUGUAAGAUGGUUAAAUAAAGAGCAAAAUUAUUGAUUAUUAUUAUAUUA
Molecule: messenger RNA, 2454 nt
Organism: Oncorhynchus nerka (sockeye salmon)
Lineage: Eukaryota; Metazoa; Chordata; Actinopteri; Salmoniformes; Salmonidae
Product: DNA polymerase delta subunit 3-like
Exons: 12
Coding region: 103-1248 (381 amino acids)
Biological process (GO): DNA synthesis involved in UV-damage excision repair; DNA replication; nucleotide-excision repair, DNA gap filling
Cellular component (GO): delta DNA polymerase complex; nucleus
Molecular function (GO): DNA-directed DNA polymerase activity
Source: RefSeq, a predicted model, not a curated record